AUCCAAGACCACAAAUCAUGAUCAAAUCGUGGGCAACCGCAGCUCUGACUUUGGCUCUUCUCAAAGGCGAACAUCUCGUUAUAGCCGAUGAAUGGGAUGCCCAGGUGGACGCUAUCAUGAUAAACUUCACCAACGUCGACCUCGUGGGUCAGAUGACUCAAAUUGCCUCAUCAACGCGACCUACCAGCUCAACGAAGACGCUGUCCGGGAGUACGCUAAAGCCCACGUCGGCUCGUAUUUUGAGACUCCAAUGACAAUCCGUGGUGAGAUCAAUGGCUCCUGGGGCUGGACUACGACACAAAUGCGAGAAUUCGUCGGCGGGAUCCAGAGAAUUGCCAUGGAAGAGAACGGGGGACACCCCAUGAUAUACGGCACGGACGCCGUCCACGGGAAUGCUCUACUGCUCGACACGGUCUUCUUCGGACAGCAGAUCAACGGUGCGGCGUCUUUCAACACCGAAUUGGUCUACGAGCAAGGUCGUAUCACUGCUCGUGACACCCUCGCUGCAGGGAUCCCCUGGGUCUUCGGUCCAGUGCUCGAUAUCGCGCACAAUCCGCUCUGGCCGCGCACGUACGAAACGUUCGGUGAAGACCCACAUCUCGCUGCAGUUAUGGGCGACGCUACUAUCCGCGGUAUGCAGAGUAACAACCAGACUGCUGCGUGUAUGAAACAUUGGAUCGGGUAUUCGUGGAACCCCACGGGCCAUGAUAAGGACGGCGUCACUAUCUCCGAUUUCGAUCUACUCAACACGUUCGGACCGUCGUUCAAAGCAGGAAUCGAUGCUGGAGUCUUGACCGGCAUGCAGAACUAUAUCUCUGUGAAUGGAGUCCCUACUGUUGAGAGUACUAGGCUGCUUAAAACACUGCUGCGUAACGAUUUCGAAUUCGACGGUAUGAUGGUGACGGACUAUGGAGAGAUCGACGCUCUCGAAGAUUUCCACCGCGUGGCACGAACGACAGCUGAGGCAACCAAGUUCACGCUUGAACGUACGUCUAUCGACAUGAGUAUGGUCGGAGUUGGGACCACCUUUACGAACGGAACGUACGCGUUGAUCGGGGAGGAGCCGACUAUACUCGACCGGUUGAAAGACUCUGUUCGUCGUAUUAUCAAGCUGAAACUCCAGCUUGGUCUGUACGACAACCCACUGCCGGGUGAGGAGAACCUCGCGUUGGUCGGUAACGACAACGACGUCGCUGCUGCUUUAAAUCUGGCUCGUGAAUCCGCAGUGCUUCUUCAGAAUGACGACAAUGUACUGCCUAUCAAGAAGGACGCAUUGGUGUUCUUAACAGGUCACAGCGCUGAUAACGUCGGCUACCAAUGUGGAGGAUGGACCAUUCAGGUCCUAGGCGUGUCAGGAAACGACAUGUUCUCGCACGGUUCUUCAGUCAAGCAAGGCAUUGAGGAGAUCGUGGGGAAUGAUUCGUUCAGCUACUUCAACGGUUUGAACGUCAACGGCAGCUACUCUGACAACGACUUGAACACUGCGAAGAAACUCGCUAGUGAGGCUGAGUACACCGUUGUUGUGAUCGGUGAGGAACCGUACGAAGAGAAGACGGGGGACAUCGAUGAUCUCACGUUGCCCGUCGGACAAAUCCAGUACGUUAAGGAGCUCGCUUCCAUCGGAACGAAAGUCAUCGUCGUACUCUUCGAGGGGCGACCACGUCUGCUUGGUGAUCUCCCUGAACAUGUUUAUGCCGUUAUCAACGGAUUCCUCCCGUGUGAACUCGGUGGUAAAGCUAUUGCGGAAAUUAUCUACGGUGAUGUGAAUCCAAGUGGACGUCUGCCUAUUACGUACCCGAAGCACUCGGGCAACGUCAUGAUCCCAUACCGCCACCGUGUCAGCACCCAGUGCGCUACUGGUGACUACUGCGAGCCGCAGUGGACUUUUGGCCAUGGUCUCAGUUACACGAACUUCACCUACUCGGACAUGAGUAUCAGCACCAGCAACGUCACCUCCAGCUCCGACUCCGUCAACGUGUCCGUGACGGUGACCAACUCUGGUAGUGUGGCCGGUAAGGAGACGGUGAUGCUGUUCCUCACACAGCCGUACCGAUCCAUUUCGGUACCGGAGGUGAAGCAGCUCAAGAAGUUCUCGAAGAUCAGUCUGGACGCGGGUGCUUCGCAGACGGUGACGUUCGAGCUGACUGCGGCGGACUGGAGCGUGUACUACCCCCAGAUCGGCCAGGGUCUGAAGAUUGUUGCCGAGGAUGCGGACUAUGUGGUUGCGAUCAAGCCUGAAACGGACUGCGACGUGUACAACGAGACUGCUGCUGCGAACCCUCUAUGCGCGACGUUCACGUUGUCCACGGGCGAGUAUCCGUUUGGUUCGCUGAUUGCAGAGUAAGGUCAUAACUGCACUUGGUAAAGUUCGAACGACUUUACUUUUCAGCUUGAAUUUUGACAGCAAAUUCGCUAAAAGAAAAUCUAUUGGAUCCCAG
Molecule: messenger RNA, 2438 nt
Organism: Phytophthora nicotianae INRA-310
Lineage: Eukaryota; Oomycota; Peronosporomycetes; Peronosporales; Peronosporaceae
Exons: 1
Coding region: 92-2344 (750 amino acids)
Biological process (GO): glucan catabolic process
Molecular function (GO): beta-glucosidase activity
Source: RefSeq, a predicted model, not a curated record